GCGUGCGUUGAAUAACUACGUCACUUUUUAUCCACAUCACGUACUUCUACGCGUUUCGUACACGCAAAAACUUUUUUUAAAAAUGCAUUACAAUAAACCUGACGCAAUCUAUUAAGUAACGAUGCUAGUGUCGCACAUCGAUUUAAUUAACCAAGUGAAACUCGUUAAAAAGUAGAAAUUCGGUGAUAAUCAACAGGUUGCUAUCGUAUUUUGUUUUGAAGUGAAACUGAAGUGCUAUGAGUGUUUUCGGUUUCGGAAAUGAAGUGAAUUACACCUCCUCAAUGUUUCUUCCAUCCUUGUGACCGUCCCUUGUGAUGUCUUUGGUUGAUUCAGUCUAUCCGGAUCUCCGUAAUCAUGCCGUUCGUCCAGAGAGUUGUCGAGCCCAGGUUGUUGUCCAGGGUGCAGCUCUUCAACGAGGACGGUUCUGUGCGCGUAAACGAUGGCGAGUUGGAGGCGGUGACCAAUUUCACCCUGUGCAGCGCUCUGAAACAAUUGGCCUCGUUGUCCCUGGUCGCGGACGAUAUCUUCAAGGAGCUGGGAGACCAGCUGAAGCUCAUCUACGGGAGGUGCGAGAAGGUGAAGGUGAAGCUGGUCGUAUUGGGGGAUAAAGUGGAGAAGUUCGAUCCCAAGAAGGUGCCAGUGCCUGUUAGCGACAUCUGUUCCUUUGCUCAGACCAAGGAACACUAUGCCGCCAAGCACCCGAUGGACACUAAUCUAUUUAGUGUCGAUUCACGACCACAAGCACUUAAAGCUUUAUAUGAAGCAGCUUCUCGAACACCUGUGCACGCCAUGCGGCAACUGGACAGAUGGAGGAGAGACGGCCAUAGAUCAUCGAAAUUCUUCGUGUGUACUCCCGUUUUGGGAGCUAAGAGGAGGAAAAUGAGAGAGAGGAUCGAUAUCGAUAUAGAGACUAGAAUGCCUGCAGUGGUUGAGGAUCUUCGUAGAUGGACAUCCGACGAAGCACUUGGUGAUGUUACAGUGGGUCCAGAUUGUACCAGGAGAAUAGACUCAAUACUAAGCGACGGAGAUAUGACAGAUGGAACCAUCGUAUCCGAUGAUGAAGGCAUUGAUCACAAACUACCUUCACCGGAAGAACAAUUACAAGUAGUAGCUUUAAGAUUUCCUGCUGAGGUUGUGGCGGUUGAUAUUUCCGGCAGAAGUUUCGAUAGGAUGUCGAUGCAGAGGCGAUCGUUAAUGACGGGAGAAUACCCCAGCAAGCUGGCAGAGGGAGACACUGUGAGACGAAGAGGGAGGACCAGAAGACCAAGAAACAGAAGAAGAAAUACAUUAGCGGGGACAGACCAGAGAGAGAUAGAAAACGUCCUGUCUGCUGGGGAUGAGCAAACGUCACCGGAUACCACGCAAAGGAGCAAAGCGACAUCUGCAACAGUACCGAGAAGCAAAAGCAGCGACCUCUUACGAUCUAACAACAAGAAAGAAUCGUCGGACAUCAAGAUUUCUCGAUUUAAUAGCUUAAAGCAAUGGGGAAAGAAUCAGUACGACAAAUUUUUAAAUAAGAGCAACGAAAAGAACGAAAACGUUUCUACCAGUAGUGGCGGGGGAAGUAAAACUAAAGUUUCUUUAUCGGAAGACGGAGUUGAUGAUUUUAAUUUGUAUGACACAGUUACAAUGAAACGUAGAAGAGAUAUGGACAAGGAACGCAAAACUCACGAAAGAAAUUCUUCUAUAUCCAGUUCAGAGAAAUCUUUACCUGUUACUACUAGCACGCUCUCUUCGGUUAUGAACAUUGCUGUCAAAUUAAGGGAGAGUUCAUUGCAACGACGUCAAAGAAGAAACGGAACUAACAAAGACGAACCUCAUUCUUCCAGUGGUAACUGGAGCGCAAGUUCGGAAAGUGGCCGUGCUUCCAUUGGUUCCGAAAUAACAUCCACCACUCAUCCAAAAAGUACUACAUCUGCCGCAACUUCUAGCAAUUCCCUUAAUCUACAUCCUCCAAGUUCCGUAAACUCACGGCGCAGAUUUAACUUCAACGCUUCCACGUCGAGCAGCGUAACCAGCGAAGGUAGCACCUUAACUCCAGAUAUUAUCCAUGAUUUACACGAAGACGGUGAUUCGGUCUACUCUUGCGAUACCGAGGGCUAUUACACCUCCUUCCACAUGGAUAGCGGUCUAAAGACUCUGAAAGAAGAAGAACUUCCAUCGACUCCGUUACAAAGCACUUCGGCGUUCUGUAAUUCUGAUUCGAACAAUACUGUGAUGUCAGCUGAAAAUGAAUACGAACUUUUCGGUAAAGGUAGUACGUCCACAACUACAAGUUCGGCUGGAACCGUAUGUACUACCCUCAGGGCAGCUGAAAGUAAUAGAAGUUUAGUUAUAGGGCCAGCAGUGCCAGAAAGAAAGAGUUCUCUGUCGAAAUUAUCAAAUAAAUCAAGCAAGAGUCCCGAAAGCUCGCUGGGACGAGAUUAUGUAGAUAAAACUGGUACUAUAAAACGCAGUCCCGCUACGGCUCAUACAAAACCAGCUAUAGUAGGUCUAAUUCAGAAAAAAGACAGCAGUGGGGAUGUUUCUCCAGACAGUGGACACAAUACCUCGAGUUCGCCAAUUGAGAGUGUUUCUAGUCCAAACGGUAUUCGUAGCGGUUCAGAUUUCGAGUUUUCAGAAAGCUCUGAUAUGGAAGGACCGGAAAGAACUGAAAGGAUCAGAGUAAAGACAACAAUAAACUCUAGUAGGAUACCGUCGAUGUGCGCUAUAACUCCCCCUCACAGCGAUGACGAAAGCUCAAGUAACUCAUCCUACAAGAAACACAUCGAGGCAAAUAAUUUAAGAAAUAGUUUAGAAAACGAGAAGGAACUCGACAAAGAAAAUGGAAACAUAAAUAUAAAUCAAAGAAUUAUAAGUACAAAUGUAAACGGUACACAAAAAUUGUCAUUAGUCAAUGUAAAUACUCAAUCAGGAUAUGCUACUGUAGAAAAUCUGGACGAAGGCGUAACAGCCUCGCAAGUUAAGGUUUCUGCUACCACAAUUAGAGCUCCAUCUCCGAGUGGAGGUAGCGUAAUAGUAAAAUCAGAAACUGACAGUGUCACAAAGAUUUCGUCCCAGCCUUUGAUCAAGUCCAGUUUACUACCUUUAAACAACAUGUUUGGAAGAAUUAAAUCAAAUCUAACGAGCUUAGGUCUGAGCAGGCGAGAUAGAAGCAAAAGUCCAAAUAAUGUUAAAACUGAACCCAUUUCUGAUUCUAUGGACGAGUAUGUUACUUUAGCAGAUGUACGAAAUAAUAACGAGAAAUAUUCCGUUGAGGAAAUUACCUAUGCUAAUGACGCAGUGAACAAAAAUUUAAAUACAGUAUUAAGCGGAAAAGUAAGAGAUGCCGAAUAUGUGUCUCUUAACGAGCUACCUAACAGUGAUAAUAACGCAAUGAUGGGAGCAGAUUCGUCAUUGGAGAGAAAAAAGAGACAAGGUGCCCGAGUAAUGCUAGAUGCCGAAGGAAAAGUAGUAUACAGCUCUGACAGUUUAAGAAGACGUAAACCUCCUAGCACCUUUGAACCGGGACCUUUUGUGAAACUCUCCACUCAAGCCAGUCCCAGAUCCAGCCCUCAGAUGCACAGAACACUUAAAAGCAUCCGUCCGAUAGCCUCCAGCCAGGACCAGAUGAAGCUGAACGUUCCUCAAGCUGAAUUUUACCGUCCCAUGUCGCCUACCUCAGGAAAUAAAGUCAUUAUAAAGGCUUCGGGUAAUCCGCCCGAGGUAAUCCGUUCUCCGUCCACCGUGGUUCAACCUGCCAGUCCCAAAAUGAGACCCUUGAGCCCGAAGGGUGCCUACGUUCACGUGCAAGCACCCGGAGGUCCACUGUCGCCGAAAGAACCCAGAGAAGGCGUCAUACCUCCCAUAUCAUCUUCAACAAGUCCCACACUUGGUCGUUACCAAACCCAAGAAGAAAUGUUCAGCUACGCUAACAACGAGGCCUAUUACGCUUCACCCCAGAGUUAUUAUCAAGGUGGUAAUUUCUACUCAACAUUACCAACGAAGAAAACUCAGUAUUUCGCCUGCGAAAUACCCCAAGAACGAAGCGUGACGCCUGAUAUAACUAGAGGUCUAGAAAGAGGAAACAGUUCAUUUUCCCAUGGCAGUACCUUCAAAGAUGACCAAAACUUAGUCUGCUACGGCCAUCAGGUGGGGAUACCUGUAGCACGAGAGUACAAUGAGAGUCCUGUUUACAAGGAUCAAUAUUCCUCUAGAAUAGCGUCGUAUAGCGAUAGAGACGAUUCACUCAAAAUAUCCCCCAUUGAUCCCAUCCGACAUUCUGGAGGUUUAAAAACGUCGACGCCGUCCCAAUUAAAGGCCUCAAGUAAUUUGGAAAGCAAAUUAUUAUCUCCCAAACGUAGCGCCAUGUCCAACGAUGAAUUAUAUGCAGUGAUUCAUAAAACCAAGAAGAAACUAAAUAUCGAAGACGACCUAAACAGAAUGUCACCUUCGCUUGUUGCCCAAGUGGAACCUGAAACAAGUACACCAAAGAAAGUUAGUGUCGAAACUGGAUACAUCGGAUCCAGACAAAGUUGGUCACCUUCGAAAGGAGAGUAUAUCGACUUCAAUUCCGAUAUCGAUAAAUUCUCUCCCAUAAAUGAACCGAAGAAUCGGCAAAGUUGGGCUUGCAGUGACAGAAAAGGCACUAAGAAAACUUCAACGCUGGAUUUUAAAAGAUUACUGUUGCAAAAAAGCAGCUCUUUAUCAGGAAAUAAGAAAAUGUCAGCCGUGGAACAACUCAAACUUUCCAAACAACAGAUGCACCAGAAAACUCCAAACGAGAAUAAUAAACCUUACAAUAACACCGGCGAUAUGACUAUUCUAGAUUUAAGUGCCUCUCCUAGAAGUUUAGUAAAUCGAAGACUAUUAAGCAAUCCUCCUAGCAGUCCAGAAAGAUCAACUGUGAAACCGACGCCAAAAAUUUUAUCGCCCAGAUCACAGUGGAGGUUCCUUAAUCCACGAAGUGACGUUUUAUCUUCCACAAUACUAGAGGAUUGUAGGGAAGACGAUUCUGGCAGUAACGCUUCGAAAAGUUCGUUGGAAAAAAGAAAUGCGCAGAGUGUAAGAAGUUCCGUGGGGAGUCCGAAAUUCACGCCAGAAGAACAUUUGAGCAAACCUAUAGAUACAAAACAAAUUCAAAGUUCCUUAUGCCAAGAUGUUGACAAUACUUCAAGUAACACUAAUACUAGUACUACUCGGUCUGAACCAAAACCUAAUAUAAAAUAUUCAUCAGUAAGCGAACGGCUUUCUGCUCAGAGAGCUCAAUUUUUUGGAACUACCGUUUCGACUGAAAAAAAGGAAACUACACCUAAAGUACCUCCUACUUUAGAAACUGCCUUUUAGAUUUUAAUUUAGUUUUAGUACAAUGUAAAUACUUGAAAGCCACGUUGAAACAAUUUAGAAAUGAAGUGAUAAAAGUGCAGCUGUUUGUAUAUUAAUAAUAAUUUAUUUUUUUAUUGUAUGAACUCGCAUUGCGACUAAAAGCUUCAUAUAGUUUAGUCGAGACGCACUAUUUCUUACUUCAUAGUAUUUUCUUUGGAUAAUAUUAGUUUAUUCGACUUUCGUUAAAGAUACUUCACAUUUCAACCAAUAUUUUUCUAGUCUUAGCCAUUUUUAUUAGUUUACUUAGGUAUUCUUAAUUUGUCUGUUUUAGCUAUGUACAAAGUUUUAAAAUAUUCAGGUUAUUUAUAAACAAAAGAACUUAAUAUAUUACA
Sitophilus oryzae (rice weevil) is the source of this 5696-nucleotide messenger RNA. RefSeq lists its product as uncharacterized. Gene Ontology annotation, cellular component: cytoskeleton. Gene Ontology annotation, biological process: actin cytoskeleton organization. NCBI's taxonomy places the organism in Eukaryota, Metazoa, Arthropoda, Insecta, Coleoptera, Curculionidae. The transcript is spliced from 8 exons. Gene Ontology annotation, molecular function: protein kinase A regulatory subunit binding. Bases 355 to 5325 code for a protein of 1656 amino acids. The record is from RefSeq and is a predicted model, not a curated record.